Molecule: messenger RNA, 3885 nt
Organism: Paramecium tetraurelia
Lineage: Eukaryota; Ciliophora; Oligohymenophorea; Peniculida; Parameciidae
Exons: 2
Molecular function (GO): protein binding
Source: RefSeq, a predicted model, not a curated record
AUGUUUCCAAAAAGUAAAAUACUUCAAGUAAAUUCUUUUGAUUGCAAUAAUAAAAUAUUUAUCCGAAAUAAGGAGGGUUCAGGGAUCUUUGAUCUAAUAUCUUCAAAAUUUGAAGUUUUUUAUGAAUUAUUUAGAUAAUCCGCAAUUUCUUCUGAUGGAUAAUUAAUAGCUUGUAAUUAUCAAUAAGUUAGUGACGGAUAUUCAUAAGGUUAUUGCUUUAAAUUUUAUGACAUUAAAAAUUAUAAAGAUUUGACAAUUAUUAAUGAUAAUAAGAUACUCCCAAUCUAAAUUUCUAGGAAUGGCAAUUUAUUGCAUUACUAAAAAGACUUUAACUAAGUGAUAAGUUCCAUUGAUGAAAAUAAAUAACUAAAAUUUCUCUGCUCUCUCCAGGGCGGAUUUGAUGUAGGUGAAGUAUCAGUGACACCUUCAUUUGGUUAUAUAUCAGUUAAGGAAUCAACGAGACUCAAAUUAAUGAAUUUGAAUUGGUUAUCAAAUGCCGAAAUAGUAAGUAUAAAUUAAUUGAAUGAAAAAGGUGAAAAUAAUUAUUUUAUUUUAAUAUCUUCUGAUAAUUCAUAAAUUAUAUCUGGAUAUUCUUCAGAUAUUAAGACAUAUAGAUUUGAUUUUUUUGAAAAAAAAAUUCACAAAUUUGUUUAAGGGAUAAUAAAUUGCCUAGCACAAAUUGAUUAAAAUAUCAUUAGUUAUGGUUGUGAUAAAAAAAAUACUUUACUCGGAGAUCACAAUGACAAUGUUAGAUGCCUCAGUUACUCAUAGAACAUGAAAUUACUAGCAUCUGGCAGCAAAGAUUAAAAGAUAUUUUUAUGGAAUGUGAAUGCUAAAAAGAAAAUAGCAGUAUUAGAAGGUCAUACAGGGAAGAUUAAUUAAUUAUCUUUUUCUCCUGAUGGAUAAUGUUUGGCCUCUGCAAGUGAUGACUAAUAAAUUAAAUUAUGGAAUAUUGAAUAAAGUGAAUAAUCAAAUGUUUCAAAAGGACAUUAACAAUGUGUAAACUAAGUUGCCUUCUCAAAAGAUGGUCUUAUUAUUGCUUCAUGUAGUGGAGAUUGCUCAAUUAUUUUAUGGGAUUUAAUAGAAAAAAACUUUAUUAUUAUGUUAAAAUAACAUAAGUUGGCUGUUAAAUGUUUAGAAUUUUCUUUUUGUUCUAAAUGGUUGGCAUCAGGAAGUAUUGAUGGAUCAAUAUGUUUGUGGGAUGUUAAAUUUCCUUAGGAGACAACUUUAUUCUAUAAAAUAAAUGAGCUAUAUUUAUUUCCAGAUUUCUUACAUUUUUCUCCAUCAGGUUGUUUUGCUACUAUUUCAAAUGAUGGAGGCAAAUAAAAAGAUAGUAAAUAAAAAAUAGUGACGAAAAUUUAAGUUUGGAGUUUGAAUAAAAUAGAUUAAAAAGAUAAAAAAUUUGAAAUCUUUUAAUAUGGGAUCAAUCCUAUUUGUUUGUCAGAUGAUGAGGAUUAUAUAUUUUAAGGUUAUGAUAAUCUAGUUAAAAUUCAUAAUUUAUCAACUGACUAAACUGAUAUUCUUGAAGGACAUUAAUUUGAAGUUGUAAUGAUUAGAUCAUGGGAUUAUGGUCGACAAUUAUUAUCAAUAGAUAAUAAAAAUAUUAUGAUUAUUUGGUAAAAAACAAAUAAUAGUUGGAAAAAGUAAUCGAAAAUUUUAAUAGAACCACCCAUUAUUUAAAUUAAUAUAAUUAAAUAUGAUUACCAAGAUUACUUGGUAUCAAUAAAUAGUAAUGCCAUUAUCAUAUCAAAUCUUAAUUAAAUGUAAAAGUAAAUGCCUUUAGUUGAUCUAAAAAUCUAAUUUUAGAGCUGUUAUUUAUCAAACAGUUAAAACUAAUUUAUAUUAAUGGAUUAAGAUUAAAUAAAAUUAAUAGACUGCAUUUCUGGAGAAAUACAAUCUGAAAUCAAGAAUCUUAACAAUUCUCAACAGUCUAUUAUAUCAUAGGAAGAUCGAUAUUUAGCUAUUUACUAAAGGUAAAGAUCUAUGAUCAUUAUAGUUGAUAUUUCUAAAAAAUAAGAAGAUGUGAAUUUAGAUUUUGAAGGAACUCUUAAGUUUUUUGAAUUUAGCAAAGAUGAUUCAAACAUUCUCUAUACAGCUUCAGAAAGUUGUGAGAUAUUAAAGUGGGACAUAAAAAAUAAAUAAAAAGAAAUUGUUACUAAAUUAGAAUUUUAAUAAUUAGAUUACUUUUUAUAGUUUUCUAAGUCAUGCAAUUUUAUAGUUUAUUCCCAUAAGAAUACUCAAAUUUUCUUAGUCAAUCUCAAUAAAUAAUAAAAGUAUUAAAUAGAUAUUCAAAAUUAUAAUGGCAUUACAGCAUUUUCUUAAAAUGAAAGUUUAGUGGCUUUGGCUACAAGCGAUUAUAAAAUUUAUUUAUGGAAUUAUGAGAAAUCAAUUAUUAAAGAUGUUACUUUGAUUCAAAAACAAUCAACUAAAAAUUUAUAAUUUAUAAAUGAAGGCAAUGAACUGGUUUGUUGUUAAAAAGAAAAAAUUUGUAUUUUUUCUGUUUAAGAAGAUUUCAAAUUAAAAUUAAAAAAUAUUUGGUAAAUCGACAGUUGUGAUAUUUAUAUAUUCUCUCCUAAGCAUUUAUCAGUUUUAAACUAUAGUGAAUAUGGAAAGAAAAGGAUUUGCUUUUUGAAUCCUGGAUAAAGUAAAAUUUUAAUAGAUGAAAAAUUAUAGCCAUUAGACUUUACCUCCACUUAAGAUGGAGAUUAUAUUGUAUAAUUAAAUUAAUAAGGCUUUAUAAUAUGGGACUUAAGAACGGAAAAGCAAAUUUUAAAAACUGAUAAAUGGUCUGGAAACAAUGCUAUGCUUAUAGAUUUAAAGACAUUAAUAAUAGGAAAUCAAAAGGAAAUCAAUAUUUUAGAUAUCAGAGAAUUAGAUAAUAUAAAAUUACUUUACAACAGUUUUUAAGUUUAACCUCUGAGAAGCCUUUCAUUUGCUUCAAAAUAACAAUACUAUGUUUGUGUAUUUGAUAAUAAAAUAUAGGUAUGGAAAUUUAUAAAUGAUGGAAAAUGUUAAUAAGUAGCUGUUUAUGAUCUAUAAUUUUACGGCAAAAAAAAUCUUUGUAUUUCAGCAAAUGGAAAGUUUUUAGUUUACAAUUCAUAAGACUCAUAAUAACUAAUUAGGAUUAAAUAAUUACAUACAUUAGAGUUAAAUGAUAAAAAAGUAAAUGGCCUUAUAUAUUCAUCAGAUUUUUAAAAUUUAAUUACACUAAUAAGUGGGAGUCCUAUAUUGUUUACUCCUACCUUGGAUAUUAUAGAGAGCAAAUUAGAAGGAGUCAUAAAAGAUAAUGAAGCCAAAUCAAUUGUAUCAGCAUCUGUGGAUUCAAUAUUUGCUAUAUUGUAUGAUGCUCUCAUAUUAAUAGUAAAAAUUAUAGAUUCAAAGAAAUUAACUGUGAUUAGGUAGGUAUCAUUAAAAAGUCUCGAAAAAUGUCCUACUUUCAGUAUCAAUCCUUCAGGAACCCAAUUGAUUGUUGGUAGUGAAACUGGUACAAUUUAUUUUCGGGAUUUAACAAACUCUAAUGAUAUGGAUUUAAAUAAAUUUGAAGAAAAUUAGAAAAUAGAAAAUUAGAAUAAUUAAGUGAAUAGUUUUACUUUCAGUCCUAAUGGAACUGAUUUUGCAGCUGCAAUUUCUGAUGGAUCUAUAAAUUUAUAUUCAGUUGAAUAAAUUAAGAAUGAUUAAAACAUAAAACAAAACGAUGAAAAUCAAGAAUAGAGUUAAAUUUAAGUAGUUGAAAAUAUUAAAAAAGAUUUCAGACUAAUUUGUUAUAAAUCGUUUUCCAGAUAAUCUUUAUUAUUAGCCAAUUAAUGCAUAGUAAAGGAUUCAAAAAUCACUUAAAAUGACAAAUCAAUCAUUUAACUAUUCAGAUAAAAAGGAGCAAGAGAAUGA